GAGAAGAGUGAGAGAAAAAAAAACGGAUUCUUUCACCUUCAAAGUUUUGUUUUUAACAAUCUUCUGCCCCCUUUUCUCGUCGGUCGAAGGAACUUUUUCCAAACUUUUUUUUUUUCCUUUUUUUUCCCUUUCUCUUUUUUCUUCCUCCGUGAGCGGAAAGUACGUUAGGGAGAGAGACACCCAGACACACAGAAGAAUCUGGAUUUUUCAAGUGGGAAGUGGGGGGGGGAAAAGCAAAUGAAAAUGUUGGAGAUUUGUCUGAAAUUGGUGGGGUGCAAAUCUAAGAAGGGACUCUCGUCCUCCUCCAGCUGCUACCUGGAAGAAGCUCUGCAGAAGCCUGACUUGGACCCCCCAGGUCUGUCGGAUGCGGGCCGCUGGAACUCCAAGGAGAGCCUGCUGGCCGGGCCCAGUGAGAACGACCCCAACCUGUUUGUGGCGCUUUACGACUUUGUGGCCAGUGGGGACAACACCCUCAGCAUCACCAAGGGAGAGAAGCUCAGAGUGCUGGGGUACAACCACAAUGGCGAGUGGUGCGAGGCCCGGACCAAGAACGGCCAGGGCUGGGUGCCUAGCAACUACAUCACGCCGGUGAACAGCCUGGAGAAGCACAGCUGGUACCACGGGCCGGUGUCGCGCAACGCAGCCGAGUACCUGCUGAGCUCCGGGAUCAACGGCAGCUUCCUGGUGCGGGAGAGCGAGAGCAGCCCAGGACAGAGGUCCAUCUCUCUGCGCUACGAGGGCCGGGUCUAUCACUACCGCAUCAACACCGCCUCCGACAGCAAGCUGUACGUUUCAUCAGAGAGUCGUUUCACCACGCUGGCCGAGCUGGUGCACCACCACUCCACGGUGGCCGAUGGGCUGAUCACCACGCUGCACUACCCGGCGCCCAAACGCACCAAGCCCACGGUGUACGGCGUGUCGCCCAACUACGACAAGUGGGAGAUGGAGCGCACCGACAUCACCAUGAAGCACAAGCUGGGCGGCGGGCAGUACGGGGAGGUGUACGAGGGCGUGUGGAAGAAGUACAGCCUCACCGUGGCCGUCAAGACUCUGAAGGAGGAUACGAUGGAGGUGGAGGAGUUCCUGAAAGAAGCUGCCGUCAUGAAGGAGAUCAAGCACCCCAAUCUGGUGCAGCUGCUUGGUGUGUGCACGCGCGAGCCUCCUUUCUACAUCAUCACAGAGUUCAUGACCCACGGCAACCUGCUGGACUACCUGAGGGACUGUCUCCGGGAGGAGGUGAACGCCGUCGUGCUGCUCUACAUGGCCACGCAGAUCUCCUCCGCCAUGGAGUACCUGGAGAGGAAGAACUUCAUCCACAGGGACCUGGCUGCCAGGAACUGCCUGGUGGGGGAGAACCACCUGGUGAAGGUGGCAGACUUCGGCCUGAGCCGGCUGAUGACGGGCGACACCUACACCGCCCACGCCGGCGCCAAGUUCCCCAUCAAGUGGACCGCCCCCGAGAGCCUAGCCUACAACAAGUUCUCCAUCAAGUCUGAUGUCUGGGCGUUCGGCGUGUUGCUAUGGGAGAUCGCCACCUAUGGGAUGUCUCCGUACCCGGGCAUCGACCUGUCCCAGGUGUAUGAGCUGUUGGAGAAGGACUACCGCAUGGAUCGACCUGAGGGCUGCCCGGAGAAAGUGUACCAGCUGAUGAGGGCCUGCUGGAAGUGGAACCCUGCCGAGCGCCCGUCCUUCGCUGAAACUCACCAGGCCUUCGAGAACAUGUUCCAGGAAUCCAGCAUCUCCGACGAGGUGGAGAUGGAGCUGGGGAAACAGCAGUGUGUGGGCUGCAGUCAGAAGGCCCCAGAGCUGCCCACCAAGACCAGGACCCUGCGCAGGAACCAGGACCCCCGCGACCCUGACAGCCCUGACCCAGCAGAGCCGGAGGUGGCUGUGUCUCCCCUACUGCCCAGGAAGGAGCGCCUCCCGCUGGACGUGGCAGAGGAGGAGCGCCUGCUGCCCCGGGACAAGAGUCGCAGCAGCUUCCUGAGCCGCAUCAAGAAGAAGAAGAAGACGGCUCCGGCUCCGCCCAAGAGGAGCAGCUCCUUCAGGGAGACGGACGCUCACCUGGACCGCCACGCGCCGGAGCCCCGCGACGACGCCCCCGACCACGCCAAGUUCCCGGGCGCCAACAACAACGGGGUGGGUGGGGUCACCAACGGAGCGCCUCCGUACCCCAGCCCCCUGUUCCCCCCCCACGGCAAGAAGAAGGGCAUCCCGGCCGUGCCGGUGGCGGGGGGCAGGGGGGGCAUGGGCCCCCCUGGGGAGGAGGACGUGGUGUCCAACUCCAAACGCUUCCUGCGCUCCUCGUCCGCCUCCAGCGCGCCGCCUGGCUCUGACCGGUCAGAGUGGAGGUCGGUCACGCUCCCCCGCGAGCUCGGCCAGCGGCACUUUGACUCGGGCACCCUGGGGGGCAAGCCGGCGCUGCCGCGCAAGAAAGCCAGCGAGCAGAAGGGGGAGGCGUGCCCUCGCCGUGGCGCGCUCACGCCCCCGCCUCGCCUCCCCAGGAGGACGGAGGAGGCGGACGAGGUGUUCGGGGAGGUGGAGACACCCACGGCUCGGCUCAGGAGGCUGGAGAGCAGCGCCCUGCAGGCCGAACUCCUCAAGCCCAACGUGUUCCCCACGCUGGGGGCCGCCGCCACUGAGUGCAAGGCCCGUCGCCACAGGCCCGCCCUGGACCCCUCCUCCCCGGCCACGACCACGCCCCAGGGAAAGUUCCAGAAGUCCAAGCCGGCGCCACCUCCGCCGCCCUCCGGCAGCAAGUCAGGCAAGCCUUCCCGGGGCCUCGACCUCCCCUCCCCCACGGACCCCAAGCCCCGAGGCCCCUCCUCUCUGAGCCACGGCCCGGAGCCCCACCACGCCUCCAGCGACCCGCCCCGCCCCCUCCUCUCUGACCUCCCCAAGAAGCUGGUCUCCUCCUCCAAACCGUUAAAGACCUCCUCCUCCUCCAGCUCUGUCUCCUCUUCCCCUGGCCAGACCUCCUUCUCCCCCUUGGGCUCCCCGCUGGGUUCCCCCGGGGACCCCGCCUCUCCCCCGGCCUUCAUCCCCCUCAUGGACACCCGCCGCUCCCUGCGCAAGACACGGCAGCUCCCGGAGCGGACAGCCCACUCGGCCGUGACGCGCGACAUGGUCCUGCAGGGCAGCGAGGAGCUGCGCAGCGCCAUCGCCCGCGUGUCGGAGCAGAUGGGCAGCCACAGUGCCGUGCUGGAGGCCGGGAAGAACCUGUCCCGCUGCUGCGUGAGUUUCGUGGAGUCCAUCCAGCAGAUGAGGAACAAGUUUGCGUUCCGCGAGGCCAUCAACAAGCUGGAGAGCAACCUGAGGGAGCUGCAGAUCUGCCCGGCUGCCACCGGGGGCGCCAGCGCGCAGCAGGACUUCAGGAAGCUGCUGUCCUCCCUCAAAGAGAUCAGUGACAUCGUCCAGAGGUAGCGGGACACACAUCUGACCAGGAGGCUAACCUGAUCUGAAAACACAACUCCCCCUCCUCUCCCCCCCCCCUCUCGACCCCCCUCCUCCUCUUCUUCUGCGCCCGAGUGCGUCAGCAGAGCCCUGCCGGUCGUGUUUUGGAGGACGGAGGGUUCAGGACGCUACAGGACAGCUGGAGAACUCACUUCUGGAGAAGCUGGCUUGGCUGUUUCCCAGGACCCUGCAGCCUGUGGUUACUGUGGUUACUGUGGUUACUGUGGUUACUGUGGUUACUGUGGUUACUGUGGUUACUGUGGUAACUGUGGUAACUGUGGUAACUGGACAGACUCAAACAACAAACACAGAAUAUUGAGUGUUUUUUUGUUUUUUUUGCCGAGAGCCUUAAACCUAUGAAUGCAAGUUUCUCGGUGGCCAGGGCCCAGUCCUGACACUACCUGUUCAGUCGUCAACUUGAUCGUGUCUGGUUAGUUUUACAGACAGGAAAACUGUCUCUCUGUUUCCUGUCAGCUGACGAUGUGCAGCAACACCUGGAGGACUCCUGCCCGCUCUGCUGAGACUGAACACAUUAAGCUUACACACACCACACACACACACACACAAACACUUACUACCUGAUCUCUCCAUCAUCCCUUCUGUUGACUUGGUGUGUAUGUAUGGAGUGUGUGUGCUUGCGUCAGUAUUGUGUGGAUGGAUCCAUGUAUCAGUAUUCCCCAUGUGCCGUAAAGGAGGUAUGGAAGACCCUCCCCCCAGCAACACUAGCAGCAGCAGCCCAGUCCUCCAGGAUGGACUCACCUGAGCACUCACACACCCACCACUUCCUGGUUACACACCGUCUCCACGGCAACCCGGAGAGGAACCAGGAACAGGAUGUGAAUGUUGUUUUUAUGUCUUGAUGAGCGAACCCUCGUUGCUCGUCAUCUUUUAUUUGUUUUAACUGACAUUUUGUUGUUGUCCUCUAAACCACUUACAGCCUCCAGAGCUGCACCGCUCUGGAGAACCGCUCUGGAGAACCUUGUGCACGUACAGGAACGUCUCAUGUCCCAGGGUUCCCUUCGCUACACUGCAGAACCCACCCAUUCCCUGGCACAGCCAAUCAGAGGGCACAUAGAAUGACCCCCCCCCCUCACCUACGUGUUCAGUAUUACUCUGAUCCUUGACCUUAGCCCUGUCUGACUGCGAGGGCGUUCUGAACCACAGCUGCCUUCCUUCACGGUACGUGACGACAUCUUCGUGACGACAUCUCCGUGACGACGUCUCCGUGACGACGUCUCCUACGUGAAUUUAUUUGUCGUCGUCGUGGUGACAGUCAGAGCCGCCGCCUCAGUGCCCCCUUUGUAAAUACAUACUUUCUUUUUUUGUUCCUUUAUUGUAACCUUGGUGCAAUUUUAUUGUUGCAAUAAAAAGUGAUUUUGCUACUUGAAAUGGA
Molecule: messenger RNA, 4846 nt
Organism: Osmerus eperlanus (European smelt)
Lineage: Eukaryota; Metazoa; Chordata; Actinopteri; Osmeriformes; Osmeridae
Gene: abl1
Product: c-abl oncogene 1, non-receptor tyrosine kinase
Exons: 11
Coding region: 238-3423 (1061 amino acids)
Biological process (GO): regulation of apoptotic process; protein phosphorylation
Molecular function (GO): ATP binding; non-membrane spanning protein tyrosine kinase activity; protein binding
Source: RefSeq, a predicted model, not a curated record